UUGAUAAAGUUUGUGCCUGAUUUAUCGUAUGUUUUCAGUAAUAUUAACUUGAACUUGGCUUGACACGCUGCCGCGUGUCUAGAUAUUAUUAACUAAUAAUUUAAGUUAACUAUACUCUACUUGUCCAUCAUAUAACACUCGGAGUACUUUGUUAGUAGACUUCAGACAAACAAAUUAAGGUAGAUAUAUUAUGUUAGAUUCGACACUUAAGAAAUGGCUAUAAGUUACAUUCCUCGUGUGACACAGUUGGACGCGGGCCAGUUAGAUGAGCAGCUGGAAGAGCUGCUUAAACAACAAUUAUUUAAUGCUACAAAAUAUUUAGAGCCAGGUAUUCUGCAGCCAGUACUACCAGAAUUAGAACUACUUCUUCGAACAUGGAUAUUCAAAUAUUCAGUCUAUGACAACAAAUGCACUUUUGGACAAAAAAUGCUUUCAUUGAAAUAUAACACAAAUAACUUCUCCAAGUCUAAACUUUACUGGUAUUAUGGGUACACAAUUGGAUUAAAAUAUUUAAAAGAUAGAGCUAUAUACAGUUGGACUUCUAAUACUAAAGUACAGAAUUUUGUACAUCAGUUAGAAACAUUCCAGUUAUUUGGAGACAUUUUAAAUUUUUUGAGGUUUAUAAGAAGUGGCAAAUAUCCAGUGCUCAUAGAUUUUAUUUUGGGUUUGGAGUUGACAGCUGAUAAGCUUACCAGAGAGGACUUGACUGAUUUUUCAUGGACGAGAGAACUUCUGUGGCAUAAUUUUAUUGAACUAAUAGGCACCAUCAUAUCUUUGAUGAACAUUUUUGGUCUCAGAAGAAGACUCAGCAACAUAUUGAAGUAUGUGUGGUGGCGGCAGCAUGUGAAGCCAGUGUCAAAGCCAGGCCCACCCCUUAUGACCCACCUCACUUUAUGUGCCUGUUGUUCUACCAGACCGGUUUUACCUCAUACCAUGGGCUGCUCACAUAUCUUCUGCUAUUACUGCUUAUCGACCAAUAGAAUGCUAGAUCCCGACUUCGCGUGUCCUAAGUGCUAUUACAAAGGAAAGGAGAUAAAUAGAUUUACAAUGGCUUAAAUGAUUAAGAGAAACUAACAUUUUAAUGAAUUAUGAGGUGGAGGUAUCAAUAUUUAACAGCUGUGGCAGUGUGGACUAAUAACAAAUAAGGUAAGGUUUACUCGGGUAAUUCCGAAUGUCGAAAACUGUCGGAUAAUUCCGAAAAGAGACUUUUAUUAUGAUGGGAUUUAGGGUGAUUUUCAUCUGAUUUUCGGAAUUAUUACCCGAAUACACCCUACAGUACAGUAAGCAUUAAAUAAAUAGCAACUGCUGUGACCAAUUAUUUCAUAACACCUUUGUUACCAUGUAAAUAAGUAAAACUGUAUAAUUUGGUUUUAUCUGUGAUAUCUGUAAAAUAUAUAUAUUUAAUUAUUAGGUCCAUUCAAUUGAUAUCAAUACCUUACAUUUAAUUUAAACAACUAAGUCAUCACAGGAUAGGAGGAACACCACAAAUUUUACUUAUUAAUCGAGAAUUAAUUGAUUAUUAAUUGAAAUAUGUAGUAUGUACGAUACAAGUGCGAAAAGUAGGAAAUUCACAACGAGUGGCGAUAAAUUACACGAGUUGCGAAUUACCUUUUCGCACGUGUAUUGUACGCUUUACAGUAGGUAGGACAUAUGGCCCUUUAAAACUUAAAGUAAAGUAGCACCACAGAAUAACUAAUAGUACUACCGUACCAUAUGUAUUGUAAAUGAAUCUUAAUUACUAAUAGUUAUGUUUAUUUUCUUAUUACAUGAAGUAGUUGCUUUUUCUAUGUAUUUCGAUGCCGGUUUUAUUUUCGAGGUUAUUCUGCUUACUUAUUAGGGUUCCGUACCCAAAGGGUAAAACGGGACCCUAUUACUAAGACUUCGCUGUCCGUCCGUCCGUCCGUCCGUCUGUCACCAGGCUGUAUCUCACGAACCGUGAUAGCUAGACAGUUGAAAUUUUCACAGAUGAUGUAUUUCUGUUGCCGCUAUAACAACAAAUACUAAAAACAGAAUAAAAUAAAGAUUUAAAUGGGGCUCCCAUACAACAAACGUGAUUUUUGACCAAAGUUAAGCAACGUCGGGAGUGGUCAGUACUUGGAUGGGUGACCGUUUUUUUUUUGCAUUGUGGUACGGAACCCUUCGUGCGCGAGUCCGACUCGCACUUGCCCGGUUUUUAUAUAUGUAUGUAAACAUACUUUAAAUCUGUUAUCUUUAUUCCAUUUUCAAAAUCCAUUCGUUUUUGAGAUAGGACCGCUCGCUAAAUAUAUAAUAAGUAGGGCUUAUGGGGGCAGUAUUGGUGACUUUUUAUAAAACUAAAUGGUAAUAUAAAUUUGUUUAUUGUUUACAAUUUUUACAAUAUAUGUAUUUUGUUUACAAAA
Molecule: messenger RNA, 2378 nt
Organism: Cydia fagiglandana
Lineage: Eukaryota; Metazoa; Arthropoda; Insecta; Lepidoptera; Tortricidae
Gene: Pex2
Product: peroxisome biogenesis factor 2
Exons: 6
Coding region: 214-1056 (280 amino acids)
Biological process (GO): protein import into peroxisome matrix
Cellular component (GO): peroxisomal membrane
Molecular function (GO): zinc ion binding
Source: RefSeq, a predicted model, not a curated record